Molecule: messenger RNA, 982 nt
Organism: Gossypium raimondii (Peruvian cotton)
Lineage: Eukaryota; Viridiplantae; Streptophyta; Magnoliopsida; Malvales; Malvaceae
Exons: 2
Coding region: 22-948 (308 amino acids)
Source: RefSeq, a predicted model, not a curated record
AUAAAAAAUAAAACCCUAAAAAUGGCCGGCGUAGGGACAAGAAUCUUAUGGGAUCACCGGAAUUUAAUGAGUCAUCAAGUAUUCAAGUUGCCGGAGAAUCCGGAUUCGGAUUCGUCGGGUAUGGAAUUCAGUUUUCUCGAAGACGGCGACGAUGGCGAUCAAAUCGUCGGAAUCCACAACGAUGGGGAUGAGGACGGUGAUGAUGAUGAUGACGACGAUGAGAGAAAAGAAAGCGAUGGAAGCGGUGGUGAGAAUAAAGAGGAAUUUUGGGAGAUUCAGCACCAGGUUUUGGAAGCUACGGUGUGUAGGAUCAGUUCUUUAGAAUCGAGGAUUAGAAUCGCCAUUAAAGAAGCUUUGAGAGAUAUUAAGAGAGAAACGACGACCGUCGUUUGCGGUUGUGGUGGUAAAUCAAUGGCGGAGGGUUGUAGGGUUUGUUUUAUGAGAGAAGUGUUUCGCCGUCUCCAAACCGCCGGUUUCAACACCGCCAUUUGCCGGUCUAAAUGGAGAAGCACAUCACAUAUCCCAUCAGGAGAGCAUAGUUUUUUGGAUGUAAUUGAAAAUUCAAGUAAAGGUGAUGUAAGGGUAAUCAUAGAAUUGAAUUUCAGAGCGGAAUUUGAGAUGGCAAGAGCAAGUGAAGAUUACAAUCGUUUAGUUCGACGGUUGCCGGAAGUUUUCGUCGGAAAAGUAGAGAGGUUGAAUGACGUUAUAAAGAUUUUGUGUUUGGCUGCCAAGAAAUGUAUGAAGGAAAAGAAAAUGCAUAUGGGACCGUGGAGGAAACAAAGUUAUAUGCAAGCUAAAUGGUUAAAACCUUGUGAACGGAAUACAUCGACGAGAUCAUUGCCAGUAGGAGAUUCCGGUCGUUUGCCGAAACCGAGGGCUUCCAUGUUAACUGUAGAUUUGCUUGAAAACUUUUCCGAUGUGUGUUGUACAGCGGUUGAGGUUGUAUGAAGGUUGUUAGAUAAAAUAACCAAAAGUUUUUGUC